Cinara cedri is the source of this 7566-nucleotide messenger RNA. The record is from the annotation of a GenBank genome assembly. NCBI's taxonomy places the organism in Eukaryota, Metazoa, Arthropoda, Insecta, Hemiptera, Aphididae.
UUACUAUUUAUUUAUUUUUACAUUUAAUUUUAUAAUUUAGUCGUUACUCGUUAGUGUAACUACUAGUAGUACUUAUUUACAGUAAGUAAUUUAGGUAAUUAAGUACAAUUAAAUUAUUAUCUUAUUAUUUUUUUUAUGUAUAAAUACUAAUACAUUUCAAAAUAAUUCAAAUAGUCUUGUAUUUGAGUUAAAGUAUUAAAUUAUUCAUAAUAUUUCAUACUUUACAUUAAUAUGUAUUCUAUGGCUAAUGAAGUAUAUAUUGUGUCUGCUGUACGGACACCAAUUGGUAAGAACAUAAAUGUUAUGUUUUACAAUUAAUAUUACUUAUUUUUCUUUUUUUAAUUAAAAAUUUCAAGUAUAUAAAAUAGAUAAAGUUAAAUUAAAAAAACUAAAAUUAUUUUCAUAAUUAACUAUGGAUGUAAUUAAUACUAUUAUUAAAAUAAUUUCCAAAAUCAUAUUAAUGACCUAGAUCAUACUAUUUGAGAUAAUUUGUUCAGUAUAGUUAAUUUGUCUAAAAUUAAAUUAUAUUGCUGGGUGUAUCCACUUAUAUUUUAAAGACUUACUUUAUCAUUUACUAAUUAAAAUACCUAAUGAAUCACGGUAAAUUAUAAAUUAUCAUCUUAAUAAUAUUAUAUUAUAUUUUUAGUUUUAGUAAAUACCUGUUGAGAAGAUAAAAAAAAAUGUGGCUAUGGUAGAUUUACACAUCUUCUUUGACAUUUACUUUAUAAAUAUACUCUAGGUACAAUAUAGAAUUAAAUUAAUUUUUUGUUUAGAAUGAAACCAAAUUUGUUUUCCUUUUAUGUUGUAUUUAAACCAAAUCAAUUUGUCAAUCCUACCUUAAUAACUAUUUAUCUGUAACAGUAGCCUAUCUGUGGUCAAUUUCAAUUUUUGUUUAAAUAAAUUGAUAAAGUAUUAGUAUUGUUAAUUAAACAUGUUUUACAGUAUAAAAUGCAAUUUCAUUGUUUUUCUAUCAAGAAAUCAUUAAUCAAAUAUCCAAUAUAAAUUUGAUGUGUCUUUUAUAUUGCCUAUAUAGAACCCCCUAACAUUAAAAUUACUUGUUUAGAUACUAAAAAUAGUUAACUCUUUUUCAUUAGUGUUGAAAACCAAAUUCUCAAAAUACUUAUUCAUUGACACCUGAUUUUAGUUUAUUCAAAUUUCUGUGUGAUUGAUAUAUAAAUUUAAUAAAUUUGUUUAUAAGUAAAAUAAUAUUUGAUUUGCACCUUUAAAAGUACUAGGUAAGUAGGUACCUAUUCACUUUUACACAUUUAUUUAUGUGUUGUUUAAAGUUAUUCUCAAAAUGUAUUGUAGGUAGUGCUGUAUGUACUAAAUUGUAUUUUUAUUUUAUUCAAGAAAUAAAAUUAGAUACUUUUUUUAUAAAAUAUAUAAAAUGGUCAUUAAUUUAUUACAGAAUUUAUUAUGUCUUAUAUAAUAUUUUAUAAAUUAUCUAUUAUUUAAUAUUUUAUGCUUAUCCGUGCCAUUAUCAAUUCAGCAUUUUUUAUUCAACAAUUGAUUGAAUUUCCGACAUGUAUGAACUUUAAUUUAAUGAGUACCGAUUAAAUAUGGAUGUAAUAAAUUCUUAAUGAUUUAUAUGUUUGAUUAUUUAAAAUAAUUUUAUGCAAUUAUCAUUUGGUUUUUGUAUAUUUUAAAAAUUAAAAAAAUAACAUAAAGAGAUGAUUUAAGUUUAUUAUUUUAAUAAAAGUAUUCAAUGUUAAAUUCAUUUUUUUUUUUAUUUAAUAUUACUAUUCCAAAUAAAAAUUAUUUUGAUUAUAAUAUACAUGUAAAUAUUUAAACAAUUGAUUUAAAAUAGUUUAAAAUUUUGUUACAUUUAAUGAUUUUAUCAGUUUCUGAAGGAGGAGUUCAAAGUUUAUUUUUUGAAACGUUUUUUUCAUUUUAUUUUUAUAUUUUUAUUUUAAGGUUGUUUAUUAAUACAAUUUCCUAGCCUGUGAAUUGUUGAUACCUUGUUAAUUAUACUAAUUAAUUAGUGAACAAUAUCAAUUUGUUAUUAUUACAUAAUGAUUCAGUGCAAACUUUUCUCAGUAUUUGUUUUAUAAUAGUCCAGUAUAAAAAUAAAAAGUUAUUUUUAUACAUUUUCUCAUAAUAAUUUAUUCGCUUGUAUACCCAUGGAUCUAUGGUAUAUCAAAUAUUAAAUUGUAGAGAAACUAUUUUCAUACAAAUGAUUAUCAUACUUAUUUUCUUGCCUAAUAUAUAAUGGAUAUAUUUGACAUCUUUUUAUGUGCCAUAUUGUUAUUGAAUUCAAAUAUAAAUAUUCAAAUAUUAUUAAUGAUAAAAACUAUUUAAUUACAGGUAAAUUUAGUGGUACAUUAUUACCAUUAAAAGCUGAUCAACUAGGCAGUAUCGUAAUAUCAGAAGUAUUAAAAAGAGCUAAUGUUAAGGAAAAUGAAGUUUCUGAAGUUAUUCUUGGACAGGUAAAUAAAAUAUAAAGUAAUAAUUUUACAUUAUUUGUAGCUUUUACUUAAAAUUAUAAAUGUUUUUGUGUGUUUACUGUAUUAGGCUUUAACAGCAGGACAGGGUCAAAAUCCGGCUAGACAAGCUUCGAUGAAUGCUGGAAUUCCGUACAGUGUACCUUCAUAUGUUAUCAAUAUGCUCUGUGGAUCUGGACUAAAGUUAGUUAAAAUUAAAGUUUUAAUAUAAUUUUAGAACUUAAUAGAUUAGCUAUACCUACUUUUAACUUGGAGGUUACCUACAAAAUAUUAUUGGACCAUAAUCAGAGAUCACAUUAUGUUUAGGUUAUUGAAUUUGAGAAGAAAAAACAAAUUUUAUUAUUUUUUAAUAGGCGAGAAGUUUUUAGAAUUGGAAAAGUAUUUAUGAGUAUUAAGUACAUUUUAUGAUUUAUGAAUUAUUAAAUGUGGAAAUAAUUUUAUUAUUUAACUAUUAAUUUGUGUAAAAAUGGAUCUUAAGUAAUAAUAAGCUCAAAAAAAAAAAAAAAAAUUAAGAAAUUGACUGCAUAGUUUACCAACGAUCAGAAUUAGUGGGUCUUACAAUAUUGGACAGUUAAUUUCAAUACUAUAAUAGUAAAGAAGUCAUUAGAAGUGUAAAAAAAAUUAUGCUUCAAUAAUUGUAUACCAUUGGUGUCUAAAAAUCAUAAUAAUAUAUCUACUUAAAAUGUGUGUAACGCUAACAAUAAUAAAAUACAAAAGUGUGUAAAAUCUAUUGCAUAACAUGCGAUAUUGAUUGAAUUAAAGAGUUGCAAUUAAUUUCGGUGUAAUUUUAAGUGGGCCCAGACUCAAAAAGGUUAAGAUCAACUGUUAUAGAUGAUAUUAUUAACAUAUUAAAAUACAUUUGAAGUAAAAUAUGAAGCAUUCAAAUUAAAUAAAUUAUUUUGCUUAUUGUUCCUUAGAGCUGUGGUUCUCGGUUAUCAGGCGAUUAAAUGUGGAGAUUCUUCAAUUGUCAUUGCAGGAGGUCAAGAAAGUAUGAGUAAUGCACCUCAUGUUUCCAAUUUACGACAAAAGCCUGCAAUGGGUGACAUAACAUUAAUGGACACCAUGUUAUAUGAUGGAUUAACAGAUGCUUUUGAUAAUAUACACAUGGGCAUUACUGGUAAGAUAUUUUCAAAAUAUUUACAUAAUAACAUAAUAUAUUAUUAUACUGAAACUACUGUCUGGAAAGUCGAAAUUUAUGAUGAAGUCAGAUGACUAACUAAAGUAGUUCUACUGAUUAACCCUACCCAGGAAACUUGCAAAACAAAAAUGAUAGGUUAUGAUAUGGUUUUAAAAAGAAUAAAAAAUACAAAGUAGAAUUGCAGCAUCAAUUUGAUUUUUAGCUUGACAAACUUCAAAUAAUUCACACCUAAAACUGAAACAAAAAUAUACUUUCCUGAAUGUCUUGUGAGAGGUAAUUGUUAUCUAUAUUCCAGGAAGUAUGGAACAUCAUUAAUCAUCAUUAUGUCAUAUUGUAACAUUGAUGUCGCUGUUUUCUUCUUCCUAUCUUUGAAGCAAGGAUAUAGAUUUCUUCCUACGCUGUUCAUACGCUUUAUUCUAAUUUGGUAACUUAAUAGAUUAUAAUAUUUAUUAAACAUAUUAUGGUUUACAGCUGAAAAUAUUGCUGAAAGGUACAACAUUUCAAGAGAACUUCAAGAUGAAUAUGCUUUAGUGUCACAAAAACGGACUGCUGAAGCUCAAAAAAAUGGAUUUUUUAAAGAUGAAUUAACUCCAGUUUCAGUAUUAGUACACCGGAAAACUGUUAAUUUUGAUGAAGAUGAAUAUCCAAAACCUAAUACUACACUAGAAUCAUUAUCUGCAUUGAAACCAGUUUUUAAAAAAGUGAGAUAAAAAAGAAGAAUAUUUUAGUAUAGCUUUAAUUUAUUUACUAAAGAAGUGUAUUUUUAGAAUGGUGUUGUUACGGCAGGAAAUGCAUCAGGAAUAAAUGAUGGUGCAGCUGUAGUUCUUUUAAUGAGUGGUGAAGAAUGCAAAAAGCGAGGAUGUUUUCCAAUGGCAAAAAUUGUAUCACAUGCAGAGUGUGGAGUUGAUCCAAAAAUAAUGGGUACUGGACCAAUCCCUGCAGUGCUUAAAACAGUAAGUGUGAACAAAUUUAUAAUAUGCAAUCUUUUUUUCGUUAUGAUACAUUGUAUAUUUGAUAGAAUUUAUUAAAAAGAGUUUCUAUUUAUAUUUAAAGUACAGGUUUAUAUUCUGUUAAUAUAUUUGUUAACAAUUCAACAUGGAUAUGAUCACCAUAAAUAGAGUAUUUUAAUAAAAAAUAAUAUUUUCUGAAAAAAAAAAAAAUACAUAUAAUAUAAUUCAGAUUCAGAGUGUAGGGAUCUAUUGGUUUUACUAUGAUGUGUGAUUUUUUUUAUUUUUUCUGUCUGAACAAAUUUUCUACCAAAAAUUUUACUCUGAUAUAUAGAGUUCAGGAAAUUUUCUCUAAUUGGUGCAUUAGAGUCUUUUUUUUUGAUUUUCCAAAGGGUUUUCAAAAUAAUUGGGAAAACGGGGAACAAAAUUGUGAUAUAGUUAUAUGUUACAGUGCACCGUGUCAUUACUGAUUUCAUUGUUUAUAAUUUUUGCAAACUAUGUUGUUCCAUUUAAUUAAAUUAGAAAUUAACGUAGAGACCUGUAGUUUUCACAAAAUACUUAUAUUGGCCUUUUGUAGACAUGGUAAAAUUCUCAAAACAUUCUAAUUAUUUUUAGGCUAUUUAUUAGUGGUGAGUCAAUAUGACUUUUCCAAUACCCGAUAUUUGAAAUCAAAAACUGAGAGUCUAUAUUGAGAUUAACCGAAAUAUUAAAAAGCCGUUAUCUUAUAUUUAUCAAAAUUGUUCAUAUUAAUUUUUAAACAAUAUAUUAUUUACAUAUAUUUUAUUUAUAUUAUUUAUUUUAUCAUUCUUUGAUUUAUAUUAUUAAAAUAAACAAUUUAUUCAUUUUGUAAUAUUAUUAUUAAAAUUAGACAAAUUAAAUAUUUUUUUCAGAAAAAAUAAUUGUUUUGAAAAUAUCUGGUUCAAUAUGGGUUUUGAAAUACUCAUCACUACCAUUAAUAGGUAUUUGAUAUUUUGUGUUUUUAUAUGUAUUUUAUUUGAUAGGUAUCUGUUAUUAAAAUUACAUGACAUAAACAGAAAUGCUUGAAAAUUAGAAAUUGAAAACACAAGGUACAUUAUAAGAUCAAAUUUUGACUAUAGUUGUAAAAAUUACAACAUUUCAAAAUAUAUCUUACCAAACCUCGCACCAAAUAGUUUUUUUGUUACCAAUGGUAAUUGUUGCAUAUGAAUAUAAAUUAAUUAUGUUAAUGUAUCCUACCUACUGAAUUUUCCACCUACAACAGUGGCUGCACCCAUCCUCUGUAUCAGCUUGUUUUUAUUUUUUAACGCUUUUAAUUAUGAAUAUAUAAAAAAAAAAAAAAACAAAUAUCUCAUACGUAUUUCAUAUUUUUUGAUAAAAGUUUAAAAUAUAAAGUUAAAUAAAAACAAAAUUAUUGGGUAUAAAAAUGAGAAAUGAGAAAUUAUUUAAAAAACAAAAAAAAAAUGUGUUAUCAAAAUGAUUUAAUCAAUUUUCACUUACACACAUAUUUUAGACUUUGGUUAGUUAAAUGCAGUUAAUAUAAAUUAAAUGAUAUACUUUAAUUCUAAAUAAAUCUCAUUGAAAAUAUUUUUAAGAAUUUGUUCAAUGAACUUAUAACAAUUAAAAAUAUAAAUAAAAAUUUAAAUAUUCAUUAUUUCCAAAGUAGAUUUUUUAUCAUUACGGUGAAAUACGCAUGUUCAAAUAUUCACUUUUGUGAUAAUGUUUUUCAAAUUUGAAUUCUUUGAAAUAUAUCUUGUUGACAUUUCUUAGUCUUAUGACUACAUUUAUUCAAUAAAAAUAUGAUUUUACAGAAAAAUCCAUGCUGUUGUAGUUUUUUGAGAUAACAUUCAACUAUAUUUGUAUUUUGUAGAUAUUAUGUAAAUAAUAUUACAUAACAAUAAUAUUACUUAGCACAAGUAUUUUAAAUAUUUGGAUUUUCUAAUAUUAAAAAAAAAAAAAUCUGAUAACUCAAAUAUUUUACAUUUGCUUAUUAAUACAAUUAUUGAAAAACACUUAUAGGUAUUAAGUAUUUUUAAAAUAUAUUGAAUUGAACAAAUGUUUUACUAGGUUAGUAUAGUGUAAUAUUGAACAAAGACACAAUAUUUGAUUUAAAAUAAAAGAAAUGUGUAAUAAUGUAUUUUACAACAGCAUUAAUUUAAAUGGGUGAAAAUAUUUUCAGAUUGAAAAAGCUGGUUGGACAUUGGAUAGUGUAGAUCUCUUUGAGUUAAAUGAAGCAUUUGCCGCUCAAUCAAUAGCUGUAUUGCGUGAUUUGGGACUAAAUUCUGACAGAGUUAAUAUCUAUGGAGGUGCCAUUGCAUUAGGGCAUCCUAUUGGAGCAUCUGGUAUGAUUAAUAUCGUAGUAAUUCAUAAAACAUGGUUGAACAAUAAUCAAAAAAAUUAGUUUACACUUCAUAUUUAACAUUAAUACAAUUUUAAUUAUUCAUUAAAUUAUUAGUAUGUUUAAUUUAUUUGAUAAAUUUAAUUUAGGUGCAAGAGUAUUGGUAACAUUAGUUCAUGCCUUAGUAAGAACCGGAAAAAAACGAGGUGUAGCAUCAUUAUGUGUUGGCGGAGGUAUGGGAAUCGCUGUUGCCGUAGAGACAUGUUGACACCAUUUGUUUUAUUACACCAAAUGUUUUCUGCAUAAGAGGGUUCCAAACUGUAAGUUGAAAUUAAAAUACAAUUCAAUAUCAUAUUAUUAAUCCAUCAUAUUUAUUUUAGUUGUAGAAACAUUCCCCCAAUGAAAAAAUGUUAGAUCAUUUUGAAUUGAAGUACUUACUAGAAGAAAAAUCAAAUUUUGCUGAAACCAAGAAUGACAAUAAUUUUAUUUUUAUAUACUAUUUACAACCAUAACAAUUUUUUUUAAUGAGGAUUUGGGUUAUAUAUUUGUACAGUAUUUAUUGUUGUUAAAUUAUCUUUAAUUAUGUUUAAAAUAUUACAAAAGAUUUUAUAUAUUCAAAUUGUAUUUUAUUAAUUAAUUUUAACUUUUUUUCUAUACAAAUUAUAAAUGUUUUAUUGAAACCGCUUUUUAAUGUAUAAUAAUUUAAUAUUUACUUAGAUAUGGUAG